AAUAUUUUUUCUUUUUUAAAGAAAGGGAAUGACACGUGUCCGUACAGGAAUGCGAAGGCCUUCCUGGAACAAAUCGCAGGCGAUCCAGCAAGUGAUUUCCCUCAAGGCUCUGCUGGAGCCGAACGACGACGAUUCCGGCGCCGGAGCUCUGCGCAGGGCCGUCGUUUCGCAGCCGCGCAUGACUUCGAAUUCGGUAGAUUCCGUUAAGGAACCGAGUCCUGAUGUCCAGGUUUCGGUUUCGGUAUCGGCGGAGGAAAGAAAGGACACGCCGAUAUCGGCUCCUUCGGGGGAUCGACCGGCCGAGAUAGAGAACAAUGCGAUCAGUCCGAGGAGCCCGUGUGCAACAAAUGGGUCAGUGGGACAAAUGACGAUUUUCUACUGUGGCAAGGUGAAUGUGUACGAUGGAGUGCCACCUGAGAAGGCACGGGCAAUCAUGCACCUUGCAGCAAGUCCAGUUCAGUUGCCUCAGGAUGAUACUCUAGGUAGAGCUGCAUCUCUUUGGUCCGUUCCAUGCCAUUUACAGGCAGCAUGUGAAAAAGAUCGCGUUAUUCCUACUAGUCCCGCAAUCGCACAUAUCAUGCAAGCAGAGAAGAUGACAGAAUAUUCUGAGCAGUAUAGGGAGAAAGGGAACACUUCUCGUGACCCUGAUGUAGAGGGUCAGGCGAACAGAAAAGUCUCACUGCAGAGAUAUCUCGAAAAACGGAAAGACAGGGGAAGAUUAAAGAGCAAGAAAAGUACGGGAUUGAUUACAUCGAGCUUGGAAACUUAUUUGAACCAUCAAGUAAGGACGCAUACCCCAAAUGGGAAAUCAAGCCGGAGUAACACGAGCUCUCCACCCCAGCAUGGCCUGCCGCAAGCCAUGAGUAGCUCUGUCGACAAUCAGCUAAAGAGUGCUGGUCUUGCCGUUGAUCUCAAUGACAAAGAUGUCCAAGAAUGCUGAGUUGGAACCACUUUCUAGGUCAGAUGGAGUUGGCAAUUAAAUAGAGAGCUCUACUUCUUUUGAUAACCACUAUGCCAAAUAUGAAAGAAGGGAAAGAGGCAACCAACUUGAUAGCCUCUUACGGGCCUGCCUUUUGCAUGAUUUUGGGCUGGCUCUGCAAACAGUGAAGUUUUUACUGUCUAUUUCUGGAGACACGGCUUGGAGAAUCCUCUUUUAUAAAUGGUAUGAGUUUACUCACCUGAUCAAUUUUGUAAUAUCAAGAAUCAUUUAGCCAUCCUUAGGAAUUUCUCUUUUUCGAGAGUAAGAUUUGGUAGUUGAGAUUAGAGCCGAAAGCAGCUAUUUUCUGUUCAUCAUGUAAAGGUAUGCUAUCUUUUGCUAUGCUAAUGGCUUAUUCUACAAGUUGAAGUA
Molecule: messenger RNA, 1348 nt
Organism: Corylus avellana
Lineage: Eukaryota; Viridiplantae; Streptophyta; Magnoliopsida; Fagales; Betulaceae
Source: RefSeq, a predicted model, not a curated record